ACUCACUGAUAGACGUUUCCCAAGUGGUCAUCACGCACAUGCGCAGUAGCAAACCGGAAGUUCUUUUAUGCUUCAAAGCGGCACCGAGGACACAGUUCAGCAGAAAUGAUCGCUAAAGUGAUUGGUUCAAAAUUUGCGUCCAUCGCCAAAACAUGGGUCCCCACUCUGGCUGUGUGGGGCACAGUGGGAGGUGUAGCUGUGGUCCACUUCACAGACUGGCGGGUGUUUUUGGAUUAUGUUCCCUACGUCAGCGGCAAAUUCAAGAAUGACAAAUAGUGGAACUCAGGUUGCUGCCGGUGUUAAACAAAGACUUGAAUGAUGAAUAACUGCUUCAGCCCGUACGUUGUGUGCCCUGCAGGCCACUUGAGGGUGCCAUCUUCAUCCUGCAGCUCAUUGUACUGUUCACCAUCAACAUCCAUGGAAAUGCACUGGACUUGUCAUUUCAAUGUUCAUCAACCAACAAAAGAAACUUGUAUAGAAGAAAUCCGAGAACACCAAUGACAAACAGAUGUUAGUUUUUUUCCCCCACUUAGAUUGGGGGUCAGGUAUUAAUUUUAUUCAUCAGUUUUCUCUGGGUCACCCUGAUUCUUAAUUAGAAAUAUCUUUCUAUGUCACACUGAAAUGUUUUGGAAGAGAAGAAGUAAAGUAUAUGAGAUGUAUCCGA
This is a messenger RNA of Eleginops maclovinus (Patagonian blennie), 664 nucleotides long. It is a transcript of the gene uqcr11, whose product is annotated as cytochrome b-c1 complex subunit 10. NCBI's taxonomy places the organism in Eukaryota, Metazoa, Chordata, Actinopteri, Perciformes, Eleginopidae. Gene Ontology annotation, biological process: mitochondrial electron transport, ubiquinol to cytochrome c. The coding region runs from base 106 to 276 and encodes 56 amino acids. Gene Ontology annotation, cellular component: mitochondrial inner membrane. The transcript has 3 exons. The record is from RefSeq and is a predicted model, not a curated record.